Messenger RNA from Arabidopsis lyrata subsp. lyrata, 379 nucleotides. Its product is annotated as putative defensin-like protein 62. The record is from RefSeq and is a predicted model, not a curated record. The coding region runs from base 102 to 356 and encodes 84 amino acids. The transcript is spliced from 2 exons. NCBI's taxonomy places the organism in Eukaryota, Viridiplantae, Streptophyta, Magnoliopsida, Brassicales, Brassicaceae.
UCAGGGCCGUAUAUUUAAUUCCGAUUUCCCAAGUAUAGAGGUUUCAUAAAAGUCUGAAAAACUAUAUUUUUCUCAAGAGCAUUAGUAGUCAAGAAAACAUAAUGGAUACCACAAAAGCUUAUGUGACUAUUCUCCUUGUAGCAAUAUUGACAAUAUCGGUUUGUAACUACAACAUUUUGGCAAUGCCAGUGAUCCAGCAAUAUGAUCGUUGCACUGGGGCAUGUUCGAGAUUUUACGGAAAUCAGCAAUGUUACGAAAACUGUAGAAAGGUGAAGUAUGAUGGAGGACAGUGUGAUUUUGUUACAAAAGGUGAAAGUUUACCACAAUGUUGUUGCUACUACAAUAAACAAAUUUGAUAUUCUUUCUAGUAGCUGGUUAC